AUGGCUACAAGCUCAUCGCCCGCUCUUGCUGAUCAUGUUUUGGCAUGUCUGCAUGGAUUCAAACUUCUCUAUGAUGCACCCCAUAUUUGGGAAAAUGCCCUCCAAAAGGACGCAUCUCAGCGUGGUGAUACAGAACAAAUGUCUUUACUGAAGCUCAAGGAUGAGCAGAGCAGAUUCAUGGUUUGGGUUGGGAACAUUGGCGCACAUCGAAACGGCUGCAAUUCCUUGGACCAUCGGCUCCAAGAUGCGUCAAAUAUCCGGGACCAUAUUAUACAGAUCCUUCUUGAUCUGAUCGAACUGCUCGGCGACACAAAGGAGAUACUUGAGGGGAAACCAGCUCCCAGUCACCAGCACCAACCGUCUCUGGACAUGUUGAACGAUGACCCAGAUGAUGACAGCUUUCCACUCGUAGGCCUUUCGGGUGCAUCAGAGUUACCACAGAUUUUAAUCAGUAUUGCUGAGAGCAUAAACUGCCUUUUCCGACUCUCCGUGUCCAUAAAUAACCCUUUCCCUCAUGAUCGUCUCACGGAUGUAUCGUCAGCAGAUACUUCAUACUUCGAGUCCUUUGACAUCGACCAUGUCCGUAAAACUUUCUCCACAGCUUCGGACGCAAUUAUCGAGAGGCUCGGCAAAGCAAACUCUCGUAGGCGUCAAGAGGGCGCCUCAUCAUCACCACAGGGGUUCAAUUUGACAGACUUCUUUCCUUCAGAGCUCCAAGAAUCUGACACGGAGCCUUCGAUAUCAAGGACUUCGUACGCGACGUCUGAUACAAUCCCAGGACAGCAAAAGGUUCCAGACCUUCCAGCAGGGGCUCGAGAUGGGUCUUUCGAAUGCCCUUUCUGUUUCCUGAUGAUAUCAGCGCCAUCAGAGGCCCUAUGGAAAAAGCAUGUAUUCUCAGACUUAUGUCCAUACAUAUGCGUGGAACUUGAAUGUCCGGCCCCGGACCAAGAUUUCCAACAUCGCCACCAAUGGAUAGACCACAUGCGGAAACACCACUGGAGAUCAUGGGCCUGCUGCCUUGGAUGUGAUAAUUCAUUCACUUCUUUGGAAGGCAUGGUAGCUCAUCUGACACAAGUACACUCUGUAGCCGUGACAUCGGCUAAUUUCAAGGGUCUGCUUAGUAUUUGCGAGAAACCAAAACCCACUGAAGAUAGUGCAGAGUGCCCUUUGUGUAAGGAGACACUUGAAAGCUUCGACCAAUACCAAAGACAUAUAGCUCACCAUCAGGAAGACUUGGCUCUGUUCACACUACCUCAACACUCCUUGAACGAUGACGAAAGUAGCGAUGAUGUUGAGGAUGAUGAGCAGACGGAGGCUAUGCAAUGGGAAACUGGUGGGGAAGACAAACUUGAAGCGCAAGACAUACCCCUCGAGACUCCUAGCGGGAUUAUCCUGGGAGACCAAAAAUCUUUGUCGGAUGAUUCUUCAACAGGGACGUAUGCAAGGAAAGUGAACCAGCAUCUCGAAUCAGAAGCGAUCAAGUCAUGGAUCGGACAGCCCGCAGAGUUACCUGAUGUCUGGGCAGCGCAAGGCACGGAGACUCCCUCAGAUAUAAGGGCCCGAUUGACGCUUAGUAACCUGGAUCGUCUACGUUCUGAGAAGGGUACGACUCCCUCGGAUAAAAGGGCCCAAAGACCCGGGACUGUCACAAGCCCUCUUACAUCCAAUCUCCCCCACCCUUCCAGGGAACGCAGGAUAAAAAGCGCAAUAGAAUUAAUCACAGUGAAGCUCAGUUCUGGUAGUUAG
This is a messenger RNA of Fusarium sp. VM40, 1746 nucleotides long. The record is from the annotation of a GenBank genome assembly. NCBI's taxonomy places the organism in Eukaryota, Fungi, Ascomycota, Sordariomycetes, Hypocreales, Nectriaceae.